Molecule: messenger RNA, 1290 nt
Organism: Procambarus clarkii (red swamp crayfish)
Lineage: Eukaryota; Metazoa; Arthropoda; Malacostraca; Decapoda; Cambaridae
Source: RefSeq, a predicted model, not a curated record
AUGCCAGCACCACGCCCUCACGUCUCCAUCCUGGUAACCAUGCCAGCACCACGCCCUCACGUCUCCAUCCUGGUAACCAUGCCAGCACCACGCCCUCACGUCUCCAUCCUGGUAACCAUGCCAGCACCACGCCCUCACGUCUCCAUCCUGGUAACCAUGCCAGCACCACGCCCUCACGUCUCCAUCCUGGUAACCAUGCCAGCACCACGCCCUCACGUCUCCAUCCUGGUAACCAUGCCAGCACCACGCCCUCACGUCUCCAUCCUGGUCACCAUGCCAGCACCACGCCCUCACGUCUCCAUCCUGGUCACCAUGCCAGCACCACGCCCUCACGUCUCCAUCCUGGUCACCAUGCCAGCACCACGCCCUCACGUCUCCAUCCUGGUAACCAUGCCAGCACCACGCCCUCACGUCUCCAUCCUGGUCACCAUGCCAGCACCACGCCCUCACGUCUCCAUCCUGGUCACCAUGCCAGCACCACGCCCUCACGUCUCCAUCCUGGUAACCAUGCCAGCACCACGCCCUCACGUCUCCAUCCUGGUAACCAUGCCAGCACCACGCCCUCACGUCUCCAUCCUGGUAACCAUGCCAGCACCACGCCCUCACGUCUCCAUCCUGGUAACCAUGCCAGCACCACGCCCUCACGUCUCCAUCCUGGUAACCAUGCCAGCACCACGCCCUCACGUCUCCAUCCUGGUAACCAUGCCAGCACCACGCCCUCACGUCUCCAUCCUGGUAACCAUGCCAGCACCACGCCCUCACGUCUCCAUCCUGGUAACCAUGCCAGCACCACGCCCUCACGUCUCCAUCCUGGUAACCAUGCCAGCACCACGCCCUCACGUCUCCAUCCUGGUAACCAUGCCAGCACCACGCCCUCACGUCUCCAUCCUGGUAACCAUGCCAGCACCACGCCCUCACGUCUCCAUCCUGGUAACCAUGCCAGCACCACGCCCUCACGUCUCCAUCCUGGUAACCAUGCCAGCACCACGCCCUCACGUCUCCAUCCUGGUAACCAUGCCAGCACCACGCCCUCACGUCUCCAUCCUGGUAACCAUGCCAGCACCACGCCCUCACGUUUCCAUCCUGGUAACCAUGCCAGCACCACGCCCUCACGUCUCCAUCCUGGUAACCAUGCCAGCACCACGCCCUCACGUCUCCAUCCUGGUAACCAUGCCAGCACCACGCCCUCACGUCUCCAUCCUGGUAACUGUGGCUAAGACAAAAUACCAUUUUAUUAACAUUCCUUCUCACGAUAAAUGCGUUUUUUUGUGUGUUUUUGUAGGAUGGUAA